AUGUCAGACUACAACUUCGAUGACGUGGAACCCGUCAAAAUAAAUGAAGAGUACCCUCAGCUCUGCCAGAUUCUUUACGACGAAGAAUACACCAAAACCAUGGGAAUUCUUCUUGCUUUGCUCCAAAAAAGCGAGUACUCAGAAAGAGCUUUCUUUUUGACUCAGAAGGGUAUAGAAUUGUUAGCUUCACAUUAUACCAUUUGGAUCUACAGAUUCGACAUUUUGAUCCACCUCAACAAAGAUUUGUUUGAAGAGUUGGACUGGUGUGAACAGAUCGCCUUGGAAAACGAGAAAAACUACCAAAUCUGGAACUAUCGCCAGUUGGUGAUUUCACGUAUUGUAGCCACCACCGACAAGUCGCUGUCCAAAAAAUUCGAACCCCACCGCGAGUUUCCCAUUUUAGAAGCCAUGCUUGACUCCGACCCCAAAAACCACCAUGUAUGGGCGUAUCGUAAAUGGUUUGUUGAGAAGUUUGCCUUAUAUGACGAUUCGAAAGAGAACGAAUUUGUCAACGGAGUUAUAGCUGCUGACUUGCGUAACAACUCUGCUUGGAGCCACCGGUUUUUCUUGAAGUUCUCACAGGACAAGGAAAUCAAUAAACAGGUCUUUGAGGCAGAGUCGGAGUUUGUCCAAGCUAUGAUUGCAGAUUCCCCUCAGAACCCUUCCACUUGGAACUAUCUUACAGGAAUGUACAACAAGUACAAACAGUCCUUGUCUGAGUUGGAGGAGUUCUGCUUGAAAUUCGUACAGUUUGUGGAUGGUCAAGUCCAGGCGGUUGAGAGCUCCUAUGCUUUGGAGGUGUUAGCCAAAAUAUACGAGGUGAACAAGACCGAUACUUCGGUUGCGUUGUACGACGCUUUGGCAUUGAAAUACGACCCCAUCCGUGUCAACUAUUGGAAUUACCAGAAAAGAAACUUGCCUGUUGCACAGAACUGA
Molecule: messenger RNA, 936 nt
Organism: Scheffersomyces stipitis CBS 6054
Lineage: Eukaryota; Fungi; Ascomycota; Pichiomycetes; Serinales; Debaryomycetaceae
Gene: RAM2
Product: bifunctional protein farnesyltransferase/protein geranylgeranyltransferase
Exons: 1
Coding region: 1-936 (311 amino acids)
Biological process (GO): protein farnesylation; protein geranylgeranylation
Cellular component (GO): CAAX-protein geranylgeranyltransferase complex; cytoplasm; protein farnesyltransferase complex
Molecular function (GO): CAAX-protein geranylgeranyltransferase activity; protein farnesyltransferase activity
Source: RefSeq, a predicted model, not a curated record